CCGUUGCUUGUGGAAACAGCUGGUAGUUUCUGUCAGCUUUGCUUCAUAGCAGUACAGGGAGGAAUAUAAGUUCACAUUUGACUGGAAACUGACGGAGUGCGCUUUGUUCUGAGACACUGCUGCUGUUCCACCAGACACCGGGACAUGUCAUCCAGUGAAAGACACUUUAACGGGCACUUUUUAAUCACCGACGGAGCUUAUUAUUAGACGCUCGACGCACCGGUGCUAACGCUAGUUAACGUUAGCUAACUUUCUCUACUCCCAUAGCAACUAGCACAGGUGUUCCGUUGGACUAACUGUCGGCUGUGGGUUUUCUGACAGUGCAGGGCGAGGUUUGUGCUUCACUUCAGCAUGACUCAUGUUCAUUAUAAAUUCUCCUCCAAACUCAGCUACGACACAGUGGUUUUUGACGGCCUGCAUGUCACGCUGAGGGACCUGAAGAGGCAGAUCAUGGGCAGGGAGAAGCUCCGAGCCGGGGACUGCGACCUGCAGAUCACCAACGCACAGAAUAAAGAAGAGUUCACAGAUGAAGAUGGUUCGAUCCCCAAAGGCUCCUCCGUCAUCGUCAGGAGAAUCCCCAUCAUCGGAGGAAAGUCCAACUCUAGCAAGAUCCGCAACGUUGAGCGAUCAGACACCCAGACUAACAGCGCCUUUGGAGCCUUCAAAGCAAUGGACGACCCAAAUUCUUCCAGAGCCUUACCCUUUUUCACCAAGAUGGCUAACCUGGCUGAUGUGGAAGGGACAGAGGAGGAUAAGAUCAGAGUUAUGAUGAAUCAGUCCGCCUACGACUCCAUGAGUUACAACAAGAAGCCUUGUACUGUGCUUCCUGCGAACUACACCUGUUACCGCUGUGGAGGUAGUGGGCACCACAUCAGGAACUGUCCCAGUACAGGGCAGGAUAAAAACCAGGAGGCCCCUGUGAAAAUAAAGAAGAGUUCAGGCAUCCCGCGCUCCUUCAUGGUGGAGGUGGACGAUCCCUCCGUAAAGGGAGCCAUGCUGACCAGCUGUGGACGUUACGCGGUUCCAACAAUAGACGCUCAGGCGUACGCCAUCGGGAAGAAGGAGAGGCCUCCGUUCGUUCCCCGGGAUCGGCCUGAGUCCGUGGACGAGGAGGAUCCUGUCCCUGAGGAACUCCUCUGUCUCAUCUGUCUGGACCUGAUGAGUGACGCUGUGGUCAUUCCCUGCUGCGGAAACAGCUACUGCGACGACUGUAUUCGCAGCGCCUUACUGGAUUCAGACGAUCAUGUCUGCCCCACUUGUAGCCAAUCCGAUGUCUCACCUGAUAACCUGAUAGCCAAUAAAUUUCUCCGACAGGCUGUGGACAAUUUUAAGAAAGAGCGAGGCUUCACUAAAAAUCUGAAGAAAGGGUGCAGUGCUUCCCAAUCCCAAAAUCCAACCCCAAACCUGAGUCCUGCCCUCACCCCGCCCCCUCUCAGCGUGCAGAUCCAGCCUCAGAAGCCUCUCCUGUUAAACCACAGACAGCAGGACCCUCUUCGGCAACACUCACAGGCUGCAGACACACCGCCGUCCUCUCAGGUGCCAACAAGCCCCGCCUCUGGCCCCAACAUGCCAAGCUCGCCGCCCCCUCUCACCGUGCAGAUCCAGCCUCAGAAGCCUUUCCUGUUAAACCACAGACAGCAGGACCCUCUCCGCCAACAGGCAAAGACUGCAGACACACCGCCAUCCUCUCAGGUGCCAACAAGCCCCGCCUCUGCCCCCAACACGCCAAGCUCUUCCUGCCAGCCUGUGCAAAGCCACCUGGAGACAACUGACAAGGAGGCUGAAGAAAAGACAGACGAUGACUCAGCUGCUGUUGUUGCCACGUCAGCACCGGUUUCAUCAGAAGAACACACUGAUGCUCCAUCACAGCUGAUACCACUGGUUAACCUUGAACCAGAGGUAGAGCAGCCGCAGACAGACUGUGUGAAUCAACAGCAGCCCUCCCCAGAUCCACCACCAAGACCCUCUGGGCCAUCAAAGUGCUGGGAAAGCUCCUCUUCUUCCUCAGGUUGUCCCCCGGGAGGCUGGACUGAGCCUAACGCCCAGCAGCGUCCUCCCUGUUCCUCUCCAUAUCCAGCGACUCCUCCUCCUCUCUUUCCUCCCCCCCAUUUCCACACUUUCCUCACCGCUCCGCCUCCUCUCACCCCUUAUCCCCCUGGAUACCCACCUGCCGUCUGGACGAUCCCAAACCUACCAGGUGCCCCCAUCGCUCCCCUGUGCCCCUCCUCCUCCAUCCCUGCACUCGUCCCAAAGGAGUGGUACAUGCAGAGAAAGAAGGAGAGGUCACCUCACAGAGGAUCUUCCCACAGGCGCUCCUCUUCUGGUUCUCAUUCAAAGUCUUCUAAGUCCAAGGCUUCUCGCUCCUACUCGCGCUCUUCAAGCAGGUCCAGAUCCCGGUCCAGAUCCCAGGGAAGAUCAAGGCCCCACUCAUCCUACUCCCACCACAGAGAUCCCCACCCCCGCUCUACUUCCUCCCGCUCCUAUAGCUAUGGUUACAAACGUUCCCCAACUCCGUCCUCGUCCUCUUCACCUAAAGUGGGUUACCGUUCCAGGUCAAGGUCGCCGCCAGAUCAUCGCAGGAACAGUCACCAGAGUCGCCACCAAAGUAGGAAAUCGUCCUCUGGAAACUACGACUCCAGGAGGCGAGGAGAGCGUCCCCCAAGGGAAGCGGGAGGCUACACGUACGAUCCGCACGCUAAUCAAAGUGGCGGCAUGGACCAGGAGCGCUACCUGCAGUUGAAAAGGGAGUACAAAGAGUGGUGUGAUAAAUAUUUCAGCAGUUAUGUCGGACACUUCCAGCAGAUGCCUAUCCCCCUCCUCAGUCUCCCCCAUCCUCCUCCUCCUCCUCAGUGGGGGGACAGAGAAGGAAGCAAAAAUUACUCGCACGCUAACUCGGAUUCUCGCAUCCGAGUCCAAGGCAGACGCAGCACCCGGAUGGAGAAACGCUCCCCUCCGUCAUCCAGUGACAGCCGCUCCCCUCCGUCUCGGUCUUCACGUGACAGCCGCUCAACGCCAUCCCAGACAUCCAGCGACAGCCGCUCUUCUCCGUUUCAUUCGUCCAACGACAGUGGCUCCCCACCCUCUCAGUCGUCCAGCAGCGGGCGCUCCACACCAUCCGAAGACAGAGCUCAGUUGAAGACAUAUGAACGGAGGCGAACUGAGAAGAACAGCCGUCUGCCAACCACACCUCUAAAGGGCAGCGAGGAACCGCAGGAAAAGAGCAAAGACAAAAAGCAGCUACUUAAUAAGAAUUUGGAAAAGCACAAGCUAAAGCGGGGGAAAAAACAUGAGGAAGUGGAAGAGUCAUCCUCCCCUGACUCAAAAGAUGACUGCAGAAAGGGAAAAAGGGACCACAAAACUGGACCAAACAAUUUUAAAGAUGGCAGCCCUGCACCAAAGAAAGGAACAGCAAACAAUGCCUUCAAAUCAGUCAAACAGCUCGUGAAACCAGAAAAACGUUCGGAUAAAGACUAUGAAAGAAAAAGCAGGGAACAAAGGAGUUUGGAAAAAGGGAAAGAAAGGAGAAGAGGCGAACAUUCAGACUCCAGGAAAGAUGUGGGGAGACGUCACAGAGGAAAGCCCAGUCACCAGUCAGGUAGGGUGGAAAAAGACAGAUACAGACACCCUGAAGGUAAAAGAGCUUCAGAAUUGGACAAUAUAAAAAGAAAACGAGGAAACACGGAGAGAGAUUCUGUAAAAACUCAAAGCACCAAAUGCCUGAAAGACCCUCAAACUCGCAAGAGUGAAUCCCCAAUUCCAUUUGAGAGAAAUAAGCCAAAGACUGAGAAAAAAUGGGAGAGGAAAACCUGGCCUCUGGCAGAGGGAGUCAUUUGGGAGGGAGGAAUACAGAUGAAACCACAGAAGAAGAUAAGCAUCAACAUAAACCUGGAAGGAAAGAAGAACGAAGAGAAAUCUGAAAAUCUGGAAUUUUUUGAGAGCAUAGCAGGAAAAACCAAGACAAAUAUUCAGGCUGGUAAUGGAGAGGAGAGGUUAAACAGAGGAGAGACAGACAUCGAAGCAAAGAAGGAAACCAGCGAAGACAUGGAAGAGGUGUCUGAAGAGAAAAUAAAACCAGAUGAAGAGACAAAACAGAAAUGGGAGAAAGCUACCUUCAGAGAUGAUGGAGCGUUUGAGAAGAAAGUGGAGACAGAAAAGGAGGACUUUGACGUGUGGCAUAGUUUCUGCAGAGAAAUGGAGGAGGAGAAGGAGAGUGAAAAAAAGCCAGAUGAAGGAGACAUGAUGGAGGCCAGCAAGGGAGAAGGGGUGACAAAUGAGGAGAGGGAGUUAGACGCAAAUACAAGUGAGGAGAUGCUUGAGGAGGAAAGCACAUUCAAGAAAAACAUAGGAAACCUGCCGGGGGAGUCAAAGUCAAAGGAUGAGCUGAUGGAGCUGCUGAAGUGGAGGAUGAUGGGAGAACAAGAAGAGAGCCACCAUGACAGACCAAACACCGUGGUGGACGAUGACAGCAGCUACGAGGAUCAUCAAGAGAUGAAGACAGUGUUGAAAACUCUGGAGGAAUUAUCCCAGGACACUGCUGCAGACCUAGAGGACGAGCUUGUACUCAAACAGGUCCCUCAAUCCAAAUGGGAUAAGAAAGAGUCUGAGGAAAAUCAGCAAGGAGAAGGAGCGAUCAAGGUUCAAACUGAUCCUCCUGCAGUGUAUCGGCCUUCACCCUCAGUGUCUGUCACAACCGAGACACCCGUGGAAAUUGAUAGAAGAAACGAGAAAGAGAAAACUCCCAAUUUGAGUGUGGUUCCCUCUAGUGGCAAAGACAGAACUGACAGAGAGGAGGAGAAAAGGAUUGAGAGGGAGAUGGAGAGACAGAGGGACAGAGAGAGAGGGAGGGAGAGCGAUAAAUCGAGGGAUAGGCAGAAAGACAGGAAAAGAUCGAAAGAGAGAAGAAGGGAGGGGGAGAAAGAAAGAGAGAGGGAGAGAGAGAGGAGUCAUAAGAGGAACCCCCCUUCCUCCUCUCACUCCUACUCUUAUUCCACGUCACAUGACACGGAGAGGAAAGACAAAUUCAGCAAGAAAGUUCCUGAACUGCCCGAUCAAAAUGUCCACAAGAGGUAUAGAGACACAUCACUGGACUCAACAUUUAAAGACCCACCUCACUUCUACAACAAUCACCAAGAGAAGGGAGAGAGAGAGAUGGAGGAAAGGGAGAGGCCCAGCAGCAACAGCACCAGCUUGUCAGCAAGCCAGGAGAAUGGCCAGGACGACGCGAGGAAAGAGAAAAGGAAACAAAAGAAGCCCGAAAAGGAGAAAAGACAAGCCAGCCCAGAGCCUGGUGAAGAAGAGGAGCUGAAGACACAGAUAGGGAAGACGUCAAAGCAAAGCAGAGAUGGAGAGGAAGAGGAGAGUAGUGGAGAUUUUGACAAAACUAUGCUUAUGUUGUCUUUACUGUCAUAGAGGAAUAAUUUAACCUACUUGAAUAAUGUUUUUCCUUUCUCUGUGCAAAAAGUGCCUGGUUUUAUUUUCUCAAAUUUAUUUUCCCAGGAUACUUUUUGUAAACCUUAAUAUAAAAUCAAAUGUGCAUCAUCCAAAAUUAAAUUUAACAAAUUGUGAAGGAGAAGCACUUUAUAUGAGAAUAAUGAAUGUGAAUGAAAUCAAAUGUUUAACUUUUCAUUUAUUUAAAGGAAUUUGCACACGAUCUCAACUUUCUCACCAACUAUGGUUUUUAAACUGAACCUGCAAUGUUACAGCUUUAUUGGAGGAAAUCUUACGUGUGGAAUAAAGGUCAGUCAGUAAUAUGAUUUGCCAAGCACAUGAGUGCCUGUAGAGGAUAUUUAUAAAAACUGUAAUGGGAACGUACUGUGAAUAUUUAUGAUUUGAACCUCUGUGAUGUAUCUUAUUUUGUAAAUGUUUAAUUUAAAACCAACUGCUGGAUGGAUGAAUAAUUAAACCAGAGGAGUUUUUCCUGUUUUGAAGGAAAUAAAAAAAGUAACAUCCAUAAAA
Molecule: messenger RNA, 5955 nt
Organism: Eleginops maclovinus (Patagonian blennie)
Lineage: Eukaryota; Metazoa; Chordata; Actinopteri; Perciformes; Eleginopidae
Product: E3 ubiquitin-protein ligase RBBP6-like
Exons: 20
Coding region: 352-5409 (1685 amino acids)
Biological process (GO): ubiquitin-dependent protein catabolic process; protein ubiquitination
Cellular component (GO): nucleus
Molecular function (GO): zinc ion binding; nucleic acid binding; ubiquitin protein ligase activity
Source: RefSeq, a predicted model, not a curated record